Theobroma umbraticum is the source of this 2637-nucleotide messenger RNA. Its product is annotated as subtilisin-like protease SBT1.1. Gene Ontology annotation, molecular function: serine-type endopeptidase activity. Gene Ontology annotation, biological process: proteolysis. Lineage: Eukaryota; Viridiplantae; Streptophyta; Magnoliopsida; Malvales; Malvaceae. The record is from RefSeq and is a predicted model, not a curated record.
AGGUGUCCUCCAGUCUUUGCCUAUAUAAGUUCUUGUCCUGGUUGGUCAUUCCUCAUCCUGUAUAUUCCUUCUCAUUCUCUCGGGCUAUGCUAUGGAGACAGCAACCAUGAUAUGUAACACAGCCUUUCUGCUGUUAGCCUUCUUAGCGACAACUUCAAUUGCCUCGAUGAACAGGCAGACUUAUAUAGUUCACAUGGACAAGACCAAGAUAGCAGCCUCACAUCAUUCUCUAGGCAACUCCAAAGAAUGGUACGACAUAGUGAUAGACUCUAUCGCUGGUCUCUCAGCUGACGAAGAAGAAAAUGAUUCUGAAUCAACAUCUCCCCAGCUAAUUCAUGCCUAUAAAUCUGCAAUAUCUGGUUUUGCUGCAAAGCUCUCCACAAAGGAACUAGAAUCACUGAAAAAGAUCGAUGGUUUCCUCUCUGCCACUCCUGAUGAAAUGUUCACUCUACACACAACACGAUCCCCUCAAUUUCUUGGCCUAGAAUUGGGAAAAGGACUCUGGAAUGCUUCAAAUUUGGAGCCUGAUGUGAUAAUAGGCGUGGUGGAUUCUGGAAUCUGGCCAGAACAUGUCAGUUUCCAGGAUGAAGGCCUGCCACGUGUGCCAUCAAGAUGGAAAGGCGCUUGUGAGGAAGGCACAAAGUUCACUCAAUCAAAUUGCAAUAAAAAACUCAUUGGUGCCAGAGCCUUCUUCCAAGGCUACGAGGCUGCUGCUGGCAUGAUCAAUGAAACAAAAGAUUAUCGAUCUGCAAGAGAUGCAGAAGGCCAUGGAACACACACUGCAUCAACUGCGGCUGGUAACCUCGUUGAAAAUGCAGGCAUUUUUGGCAUGGCCAAUGGCUCGGCCGGUGGAACGAGAUACACGUCUAGAAUUGCAGCAUAUAAAGUGUGUUGGUCUGAAGGUUGUGCUGGCUCCGAUAUACUAGCAGCCAUAGACCAAGCCAUCCUUGAUGGUGUUGACGUGUUGUCACUCUCUUUAGGAGGUUCUGCAAAGCCUUAUGAUAGCGAUAACAUUGCAAUAGGAGCAUUUCAAGCAAUCAAAAAGGGGAUUUUUGUCUCUUGCUCUGGUGGCAAUUCGGGCCCAUCUAGCUCAACUGUUUCCAAUACCGCGCCGUGGAUUAUGACUGUGGCUGCAAGCUAUCUUGAUCGGAAAUUUUCAACGACCGUCAAACUUGGAGAUGGGCAAACUUUUGAGGGUUCAUCUCUAUAUGUUGGCAAGGCAACAAAGCAGUUAGCACUUGUGUAUGGAAAAACAGCUGGUGAUGCAACAGCUGUGUUUUGCAUUGAUGGCUCACUCAAGCGUAAACUUGUGAAAGGCAAAAUCGUUGUUUGCCAACGAGGAAUCACUAGUCGAGCUGAAAAGGGAGAGCAAGUAAAAUUGGCCGGGGGAGCUGGAAUGCUACUGGUCAAUACCGAAAAUGAAGGUGAGGAACUUUUUGCAGAUGCACACAUUCUACCAGCCACUGCAUUGGGUGCCUUAGCUGGCAAAGCCAUCAAAAAGUACCUGAACUCAACUACAAAGCCAACUGCUUCAAUUACUUUCAAAGGAACAGUGUACGGUAACCCUGCACCAAUGAUGGCAGCGUUCUCAUCAAGAGGACCAAAUGAGGUUGGACCGGACUUGAUCAAACCUGAUGUAACUGCUCCAGGGAUGAACAUAUUGGCAGCAUGGCCACCCUUGACUAGCCCAACUCAGCUGAAGAGUGACAAAAGGAGUGUUCUGUUCAAUGUAGUUUCAGGAACUUCGAUGUCUUGCCCUCAUGUCAGUGGCAUAGCAGCACUCAUCAAAUCAGUGCACGAAGACUGGUCCCCAGCAGCAAUCAAAUCAGCUCUUAUGACAACAGCUUACGUUCUGGACAACACGCACGGGGGAAUCUUAGAUGUUGCUUCAAGUAACUCUACCGUGGCUACACCUUUCGCAUUCGGUUCAGGUCACGUUGACCCUGAAAAGGCUUCUGAUCCAGGAUUGAUCUAUGACAUCACCCCGGAUGAUUACUUGAACUAUUUGUGCAGCUUGAAGUAUUCAGCUUCCCAGAUAGCAUUGUUCGCAGGAGAGGGUUUCACUUGUCCGAAAAAUCCAACUAUGCAACCCGGGGACCUAAAUUACCCUUCUUUUGCAGUAAAUUUCAAACCUAACAGCAAAAGUAAUACUGUUACCUUCACAAGAACUGUCACACACGUCGGGAUCCCUAAUGUUACUUACGUAGUACAACGGAAUGAACCUAAUGGAGUAUCAAUGAUGAUUGAGCCAGAGACUUUGAAGUUUGGAAAGCCAGGCCAGAAGCUUAGCUACAAGAUCACUUUCACACAAAGGAAAGGAACAACGCCCCGAGAGCCCUCCUUCGGCUUCAUAGAUUGGGUGUACCUACAGAAAUACCAUGUCAGGAGCCCCAUAGCAGUAACUUGGACCUAGUGCAGGUUUGAAAGAUGGCAAAAGUCCCUAAGUUGAAGUGUAGAUGCUUUCUAAUUAUUCAAGAUCCAAGAGUUCUUGUCGAAAAAAAAAAUUAAAACAUUUGGAAUUUGCCCAAAAAUAAUUAAGAGAAAGUUUCUUUGCAUGUGACACGCCAUGUUAAUCUCAUGUAUUGCAUGGGACCAAUCAUUAUUAUUGAAGGAAAAUGGAAAUUGAAGAGCUAUAAA